Paramecium tetraurelia is the source of this 1683-nucleotide messenger RNA. RefSeq lists its product as uncharacterized. Lineage: Eukaryota; Ciliophora; Oligohymenophorea; Peniculida; Parameciidae. Gene Ontology annotation, molecular function: ATP binding; protein serine/threonine kinase activity. The transcript is spliced from 5 exons. Gene Ontology annotation, biological process: protein phosphorylation; mitotic DNA damage checkpoint signaling. The record is from RefSeq and is a predicted model, not a curated record. Gene Ontology annotation, cellular component: nucleus; cytoplasm.
AUGAAUACUGAAAUCGCUUCGUUUUUUGAUAAUCCAGAACUGAUGGCUAAGACUCCGCCUCUUUGGCAGACUCUGAAUCAAGACAUUUACGAUAACGACAACAUUGUAUUCCAGUAGGAUUGUUAUAAGAUUGCCAAAAAAUCAAAACAGUUGAGACCAAUAACCAUCUAGCUCGGAAACGAGCAUUUAUAUUACCUCAACAAAGAAACAAUUUAUUAGCUCUAAAUUACAGUUGUCAUGAUGAACAUAAUUAAACAUGAUGAGCAUGGUAACAUCAUUAGGUUAUCUCGAAAUGGGAAGUAUAUUGACCUCAAACUUGACGAUUUCACUGCCUUCAAGAAUCUUCUCAAUUACAGAUGUCUCCAAUCCACCUUCCAUGACGAAUUCGGAGUUACUAAAAUGAUCGGCAAAGGAAGUUUUGCUAAAGUGUAUUUGUCGACUAAAAAAUCUACUGGUAUCAAUUAUGCUGUCAAGGCAUUUAACAAAGAAUUCAUGUUAGAACAAUUUAAAGGAAGGGAAUCAUUGGAAAAUGAAAUUAAGGUGAUGAGAAGACUGAAUCAAGAAAAUCUAGUAAGACUGCAUGAAGUCUAUGAAACCUAAAAUUCCAUUUAUUUUAUAUUGGAUAUUUUAAAAGGAGGUGAAUUACUAUCUAGAGUCAAAUCAUAGCCAUUGACUGCUCCCAAUCUCCAAAAAUUAAUGUAUAAUUUAAUGAAAGCACUCUGCCAUCUGCAUUCAAAAAAGUGCAUCCAUCGAGAUUUGAAACCAGAGAACCUGCUACUUAAAGAAAAAGAUAAUGAUACCGAUGUGGUGAUCGCAGACUUUGGAUUAGCCAGUUUCCUCAAUGAGGAUAUCCUAUUUAAGAGAUGUGGAACACCUGGAUUCGUUGCUCCUGAAAUAUUAAUAUACAAGGAAGGAGAUCCCUUCUACGAUGAAAAAUGCGAUGUGUUUAGUGCAGGAGUAAUCUUCUACAUACUCUUAACCGGUAGAUAACCCUUCUAAGGAACUGAUUAUAAGGCCAUUCUGAGAGCAAACAAGAAUUGCGAGAUUAAUUACAAUCUAAAAUAAAUAUAAACAGCACCACUAUAAUUAGUAGAUUUAUUGAAGAAGAUGCUAUUUCCAGAACCUAAAGGCAGAGUUUCCUCUGAAGAUUGUCUAAAACAUCCAUACUUCAAAGAGAUCUUCAAGGAACAAGAUUUGAUUGAUGUUCAAGAUAGUCUUCGAGAAUACGAAAAGGACUUCGUCUAUGGAUUAGGAAAGUAAUAAGGACCUCCAAGUCAGGUUGGAUCAAUGCAAUUACAGUAGAGACAACCUGCUUUGAAUGGGAGAAUUGAUACUAUGGGAUCGUUUUCGAAUGUGUCCAAUAAUGGAUCAGUCACUAGGUUGGAUUAGAAGCCGUAACCUUAGUAAAGCAAAUUUAGCUAAUUCAGUUAGUCAAUUAAGCAGUAAAUCAAUUCGGAUGCUAAUUCACCAGUGGCUAAGAAGAAUAACUAAUCGGAUUUAAGGAAGACGGCCUUGAAAAAUUCGUUUUAAUAAUAAAUCAAUCAGAUGAGUAAGGAUGAUGAUUGCGUGAACGAGGAGGCAUCUCAUUUGGAAGAUGCAAUAUCGAAACUUAAUGCUUAGACACCUAAGAUGGGAUUGAAAAAAGCUAGUUCCUAUAAGGUACAAAAAUCAUCAAUGGAAUGA